GCCUCCUUGGCCCCAUGAUAAAAUGAUUCUCCCAGCAACCACUGUGCCCCAUAUUACUGUUAAGGAGGAAAUUGGACACAUUAGGUUAUUGGUAGUUCGUGCACAGGGCCUUCUUGGAACAGUUGUGGUGGAAUACAAAACAGUGUCACUGACAGCAUUCAGUCCUGAAGACUAUCAGAGUAUUGCAGGCACUUUGGAAUUUCAGCCAGGAGAAAGAUACAAGUAUAUUACUGUUAACAUCACAGAUAAUUCUGUCCCUGAACUGGAAAAAACUUUUAAGGUUGAGCUACUGAACCCAGAGGGAGGAGUUGCUGAACUCUUUAGAAAUGAUGGGAGUGGUAGUGGUGACGGGGACUUGGAGUUCUUCCUGCCUGCUGUCCAUCAACAUGCCAGCCUGGGAAUAGCAUCCCACAUCAUAGUGACCAUCGAUGCCUCUGAUGAUGCUCAUGGUGUGUUUGAGUUCAGCGCUGAGUCGCUCUCGGUCAGUGGGACAGAACCUGAAGAUGGAGACAGUGUAAUUGUGCUUCAGGUUGUCCGAAAUCAGGGGGCCUUGUCCUGUGUCACUUUGCAGUGGAUCAUAGUCUGUGAUCCUACUGAAGAUCUGAUCUCCACCUAUGGCAAUAUAACUUUUGAUAUAGGGCAAAGAAGAGCAAACAUAACAGUGCAAGUCUCACCUGAUGAGUAUCCUGAACUGGAUAAGAUGUUUUCUGUUUUGAUCAUCAAUGUUUCCAGUGGUCGUCUUGGAAUUCGUACUAAUGCUACAUUAACUGUUCUAGCUAAUGAUGAUCCAUAUGGAAUUUUCAUCUUUUCUGAGAAAAACAGACCAAUCAAAGUUGAGGAAGAAACCAAAAACAUCACCCUAACAAUAGUACGAUUAAAUGGUCUCCUGGGUUCAGUCAUGGUAACAUACAGAUCCGUGGGUGAUGAUGAAAAGUCACCCUAUCUGAAAUCAGAUGUUGCCAGAGCAACACAGGAAAGAGACUAUAUACCCAUUUCUGGAUUUGUGAUCUUCAGAGCCAAUAAAAGUGAGGCUAGCAUAACUCUUCCUAUUUUAGAUGAUAAGGAUCCAGAGAGAUCAGAAUCUGUGUUUGUGGAGCUACUCAAUAUUGCUUUGGUGGAAAGAGUGCAGGAUAGACCAAUUGUGAAUUCUCCUCGCCUUGGACCUAAGGGUGAUACAGUAGCUCAUAUAGUUAUCAAUGCCAAUGAUGAUGCUUUUGGAACACUUCAGCUCUCCGCUCCAGCUGUGCGAGUUGCUGAAAACUACAUUGGACCGAUCAUCAAUGUGACCAGAGCUGGAGGAAUAUUUGCAGAUGUUUCUGUGAAGUUUAAAGCUGUGCCAAUAACUGCAACAGCUGGUGAAGACUACAGUGUAGCCUCAUCAGAUGUUGUCUUGCUAGAAGGGGAAACCAGUAAAGCGGUGCCAAUCUAUAUCAUUAAUGAUAUCAACCCUGAGGAUGAAGAAAUCUUUCAUGUGCAGCUGCUGAAUCAGACAACAGGAGGAGCCUUGCUUGGAGCAUUGACUCAAUCAGUCAUUACCAUUGAGGCCUCUGAUGAUCCAUUUGGAUCUUUUGUUUUUCAGGUCAAUGAACUCACUGUGGAAGAGCCAGAGUUCAAUUCGGUAAUGGUAAAUUUGCCAGUAAUCCGUAAUGCUGGGACACUUGGCAAUGUUACCAUUCAGUGGAUUGCCACCAUUAAUGGACAGCUUGCUACGGGUGACUUGCGUGUUAUCUCUGGUAAUGUUACCUUUGCCCCUGGGGAAACCAUUCAGAUGCUGUUGUUAGAGAUCCUGGCUGAUGAUGAUCCAGAAAUCCAAGAGGUUAUCCAUGUGCAAUUAACCCAAGCCUCAAAUGGAGGUGCUAUUGGGUUAGAUGGCAUGGCAAAUAUUAUAAUACCUGCCAAUGAUAAUCCUUAUGGAACAGUCUGUUUUCAACACGCCUUGUACCGAAUUCAGGAGCCACUGGAAAGAAGUUCAUUUGCAAACAUAACUGUCAAGAGAAGUGAGGGAAGAUUUGGUGAACUGCAGGUGUUCUACAGUACUUCUGAGGUUGAUGUAGUAGCUCUUGCAAUAGAGCAAGGCCAGGAUAUGCUGUCCUACUAUGAAUUUCCUGUGCAAGGAAUUCCUAACCAGCUGUCAAGGACUAAAGUGAAUGUCUCAACUGCAAGUGAUCCAUUACACACCUGUGCAAUUCAGUGCCUAAAAGAACAAGCAUGUUUCGCCUUUACAUUCUCUAGUGCCUCUGGGUUUCCUUUGUGUUUUUGGCUGACAUCAUGGAUCAGCCAAGUAACCAAUAACUCAGGAUUCUGGACCUACAAAAAAAAUGUCACCAGUGUGUCCUCUCUUUUUGGUGCACAAGCCAUUGCUGGCAGUGACUAUGAAUCAGUUACAGGUCAAUGGGCCAUAAUGCUGGAAGGGGAACAGUUUGCAAAUCUCACAGUUACCAUACUUCCUGACAGUUUGCCAGAGUUGGAUGAGAAGUUUACUGUAUCCCUUUUGAAGGUUGAACUGAUGAACACCUCAGCCAGCUUAAAAAACCAGCCAAUGAUAGGAAAGCCAAAUACCUCCACAGUUGUCAUAACGAUGAAUGGAGAUGCCUUUGGAGUGUUUGUGAUCUACUGUGUAAAUCUCAAUGCAACAGAGAAAGGUCUAUAUGUGGAAGUUGAAGAACGUCCUCAGACCAAUGUGCAGCUUAUGAUACACAGAAAAGAAGGCAGCCUGGGACAGGUGACAGUGGAAUGGAGUGUGAUUGGUGGAACAGCUACCCAAAACUUGGAUUUUGUAGGUGGUGGUGAGAUUCUGGUGUUUGCUGAAGGUGAAACUAAAAAGAUGGUCACAUUGACCAUUUUAGAUGAUCCAGAGCCAGAGGAUAAUGAAAAUAUUAUAAUCAGCCUAACCCACACUGAAGGAGGAAGUCGUAUUCUUCCUAGCUCAGACACUGUCACUGUGGUUAUUCUGGCUAAUGACAAUGUGGCAGGAGUUAUUAGCUUUCAGACAGCCUCAAGGUCUGUUAUUGGUCAUGAAGGAGAAGAAUUGCAGUUCCACAUCCUAAGAACUGCUCCUGGACUGGGAAAUGUUACCGUUAAUUGGAAAAUUGUUGGACAUCGCCUAGAUCAAACCUUUGAAAACUAUUCUGGAGUACUUUUCUUUCCUGAGGAGUCAUUGAAUCUAACAUUCUGUGUUCAUCUGCUGGAUGACCAUAUUCCUGAAGAAAAGGAAGAAUACCAAGUAGUCCUAUUCGACAUCAGAACUCAAGGCGUUUCUUCAAUGGGUGCUGCUGUCCUGGACAGCCAAGGGUAUGAAGCUGUUUUGACAAUAGUGGCCAGUGAUGAACCACAUGGAGUUUUGAACUUUGCUUCUUCAUCCAGGAUGGUUUUGAUCCAAGAGGCAAACAAAACUAUUCAACUUUUCAUCAGCAGAGAAUUUGGAUCUUUAGGUGUUAUCAAUGUUACAUAUGCAACAGUGCCAGGAUUGCUCAGAGUAAGGAAUCAGACAGAAGGGACCUUAGCUGAACCAGGAGUUGAUUACAUACCUGUGUCUGGUUGGCUGCUUUUAGGGGAAGGAGAAACAUCAGCUUCUAUAAAUGUUACUAUUCUAGAGGAUGAUAUACCAGAAGUGCAAGAAUUCUUCCUGAUUAAUUUAACAUCUGUUGAAAUUGUCAUGAAUCCUUUGAUGUCAUUCCCUCCCAGACUGGAAAUGACUGAGUUGAUUCAUUACAGACUGAAAGAUGCAGAAGGCUUGGCGGCUCAGAUUAUUAUAGAUGCCAAUGAUGGAGUGAGAGGAGUAAUUGAAUGGCAGAAUACCAAUUUUGAAAUAGAUGAAAUCCAUGGGGGUCUGACAUUAGUAGCAUACCGUAACAGAGGAUCUUCUGGCAAUGUGUCUUUGUUUUUCUAUGCCCAGAAUCUAGAAGCAAAACUGGGACUGGAUUUUAAUGUGACGUCAAGGAUGCUCUCUUUUGCUGAUGGAGAAAGGUAUAAAUACAUUGACGUCAUGAUUUUUGAUGAUGAUAUUCCUGAAGGUGAUGAGAAAUUCCAGUUAAUUUUAACAAAUCCUUCCUUGGGGCUGGAACUAGGAGAGAACACAACGGCCACAGUUACCAUUCUUGCCAGUGAUGAUGGUCAUGGAGUUUUGUCAUUCAACAACAGCGAUCACUUUUUCCUAAGGGAGCAGACAGCUCUCCACUUGAUGGAAAGUGUUGCUGUACUGAACAUUAUUAGAGAACCUCCCCAGGGGAUAUUUGGCACUGUGACUGUUCAAUAUCUUGUGAGAGAAAUAAAUUCUUCAGCUGCAUCAGUGGAUCUGACCCCUUCACAAGGAUAUAUCAUACUGGAAGAGGGAGUCAGAUUCAAGACUCUGCACAUUUCUGCCAUACUAGAUGAAGAACCAGAAAUGGAUGAACAUUUUAUUGUCACUCUCUUCAGCCCAAUGGGAGGAGCCAGACUUGGCACAAGAGUGGAAACUAUGAUCACGGUGUUACAGAACCAGGCCCCAUUGGGGCUUUUUAGUAUCUAUCCAGUUACAAAUAGGACAAGUUCUCUGAUAGCUGAAGAAGCUAACAGUACCCUUUAUUUGAAAGUAUCCCGAAGUAAUGGGCUCAAUAUGUCUGUGAGUGUGGAGUGGGAGACCCUCUCCAAUACUGCAUUCGGCAUAAAGGGUGGUAUCAGCGUGCUGUCUGUCUUACAAAGUUUUGUGGAAGAGUCAGUAUCUAGCUGGUGUUUCUUUACAUCAGGAGAGUCUUUAUAUGGUGUUCUAUUGCGGACCUCACCAGCUAGCUUUUCUUCUAUCUAUCAGUGGAGAGGAGUUUUUGUUCCCAUUGAGGACUUCAGUAUAUGGAAUCCUCAGAGCUGUGUGACAUUUCACAUCAAUGGUGCUGCCUUUCUAGUGAUUACUCAUGGAGUAUCCAAACAAGAAUCUUCCAACCAUCGUGUGUAUACAUUCACACCUGGACUCCGGGUACUACUGAUACAGACUCUCUCAGUGCCAGAAACCAGAGAUGUAAAACACUUCACUGUUGAAAGAAAAGAUUAUUUAAUUAUUGCAAGUCAUACAACUGACUCCAAAUCCAUACAGGUUUUCCAGUGGAAUAAUGGCUUUUUUAUAUUGCAUCAUCAACUCCCAAUUUAUGGAGCUCUGCACAUGGCCCUAUUUCCCAGAGGAGGUUUUAUGUACCUAGCAGUUUCUCUGUCGAAUUCAAGCCUGCACCCCCUUCUGUACCAAUGGGCAGAUAAUGAGUUUCAAAAACUUCAUCAAGUGCCAGUAAAUGGAAUAACUCACAUGGAGGCCUUGACUUUUGGGUCUGAUAUCUAUUUAAUAGUUGCAAAAGAAUCCAGUAAUUCAAGUGAAGUUUUUGUCUGGGAGACAGGACAAUCUUCCUUCAGGCAUUUUCAGUCCCUUUCUUCUAGCGCUAUAAACAAAAUCCACACCUUCAUGCCUCCUUCAGGUUUAGUCCAUGUGCUACUAGCUGGUAAGGAUAGAUCAGCACUGUAUUCCUGGAAUUCAGAAGUAAACCAGUUCUCUCUCGUGCUGGAAGCACCUCCUGCUAAUCAUAUCACUUCAGUUACUAUGAGAUCACUUAACUCCAACAAAAGUCUAAUUGUUCUGUCUGGAGAUUCUUACUCCCAGAUUUAUGAACUGACCAAAGUCUCCAAUGAGUCAGAUUUUAUACCUAGUUCAGGUGAAUUGAUAUUUGAUCCUGGAGACAUGGAAGUUGUGCUGGCAGUUAAUAUCCUUGAUGAUGUAAUCCCAGAAGAAGAAGAAUUUUUCACAGUGUGGCUGAAAAACCCCAAAGGAGGUGCAGAGAUUGGUGCUAGUGGUUAUGUUAACAUAAUUAUUCCCUCUAAUGACAAUGCUCAUGGAGUCAUUGCAUUUGCUCAGAAUUCUUUAUCUAAGCAAGUUGAAGAAAUGGAACAAGACAACUUAAUCACCUUGAAUAUUGAACGUUUAAUAGGAACGUAUGGCCGAGUUACAGUACAGUGGAUAGCCAAUGGGAGCAUUAAUGAUAUAUUUCCAGCAUCAGGAAUGAUAACAUUUUCAGAAGGUCAGGCCCUGUCCACAAUCACCCUGACUGUUCUUGCAGACAACAUUGCAGAGCUUUCUGAAACUGUUGUUAUAACAUUCACCCAUGUCACUACUGUGGGUAUUAAGGAUCCCAUGAGAGGAGCCAUCAUAGACCCUAAGAGAGCACGAGCUGUGCUUACCAUUUUGCCUAAUGAUUCUCCCUACGGUGUAGUUGGCUGGCAUACGGACUCUCUCUUUGCUAAAGUAGCAGAGCCUGAAGAGAAUCCUACUAUUGUUACUUUACAAAUUCUUCGAGAACAAGGAUUUGUUGGAGAUAUUGCAGUACAGUUGAGCGCCAAACCUAAUUUUGCCCUUCAGCCUUUCAACCAAGCCACGGAGAAUAAGGAUUAUGUGAUAGAAAAAGAAACAAUAAUUAUGGCAGAGAACACAAUCACGACUUACGUUAUAGUCACCAUUUUGCCUGAUAAUGUUCCAGAAUUACAGGAAGGAUUUGUAGUCAAUAUUACUGAUGUGCAUCUGGUAGAUUCUUCUCUUGCUGAAGGGCAGCCAAGUGUGAAGAGACUUGGGUUAGAAAUAGCUGAGGUAACAAUUGAAGAGAAUGAUGACCCCAGAGGAAUAUUUAGUUUCAAUGUUAUGAAGGAUUUUAGUGGAGCAGUUGCUGGUUAUGAGGUGCCUCCACCACAGAAUAUACUGAAGCUGCCAGUUGUUCGGAAGGCUGGGAGGUUUGGGUCAGUAAAACUAUACUGGGAAGCCAUGCCUGCCAGCGCUAGCGUGGAAGACUUUACGCCAUCAUUUGGAAACCUUACAUUUGCAGAUGGACAAGCUGCAGGGGUGAUAGAGAUCACAAUCAUAGAUGACACUGCAAUAGAAUUUUUAGAGCUGUUCAACGUCACUUUAAUCAGGGUGACAGGUGGUGCCAGACUUGGGGAUGACACUGUGGUGACUGUCACUAUUCCACCAAAUGACUCUCCUGUUGGCGUGUUUGGGUUCGAAGAAAAGAAUGUGACAGUUAAGGAGCCCCAGUCACCUGGAGACUCUGCUGCAACUGUGUUGCUGACUGUGAGUCGGAGUCAAGGAGGACGGGGGGCAGUCCGAAUGAUAUGGAUUUUGGAGGAGGCAGCUAGAUAUGAUCUCACUCCUCUGAAUGGAACUCUUUACUUUAAUGAGACUGAAUCCCAGAAGACAGUUGUUUUACGAGCGAUACAAGAUGGCCUACUGGAGGGGAAUGAAAUGUAUACCAUUCAGCUGGUGUCUACUGAUAAUGCAGAGAUAUCCCCAAUAAACGGUCUGGCAACCAUCAUUAUUCUGGGGGAUCAGGGAGCUUCUGGGGUGGUUGGGAUAGCUCCAUCUUCCAACCAUAUUCUCAUUGGGGAACCCUCAGGAAAGUAUAACGGAACUGCUUUUAUUAGCCUAGUACGUGGCCCAGGGAUUUUUGGGGAGGUCACUGUGUACUGGAAUAUAACUCCCCCUCUACAGAAGGAAUUUGCUGAGGUAUCAGGGACCUUGACAAUGCGAGAUAGGCAGUCUGCAGCUGUUAUACUAAUACAGGCUAUAGAUGAUAACCUUCCUGAAGAGAAGAGUUGCUACCAGUUUCAUCUAUCUAGAGUCAGUGAUGGAGGAGUCAUAAAUGAGUCUACUAGCAUAGCAAAUAUCACCAUGGUUGCUAGUGACUUCCCCUAUGGGCAAUUUGCAUUUUCACAGGAAACUCUUCAGACAACAGAAGAAGAAAAAUCGGUUAACAUCACUAUUGUCCGUUCCAGUGGGUAUUAUGGUCGAGUGCAACUCUGCUAUUGGACAUUAAAUGGGACUGCAGAGGAGAGCAUGGAUUUCACUUCCUCGUCAGGGGAGCUUAUGUUUGAGCCAGAUGAGACUACUCAAAGGAUUUCAGUUGAAAUCCAUGAUGAUGACCUUCCUGAAGGUCCUGAAGAAUUUUCAGUAACAAUUACCAAAGUAGAGCUCCAGGGAAGUGGAUUUGAUUUUGCUGUUAGAGAAAAUGGACUGCAAGUGGACCAGCCCCCUGGGAUAGGAAACAUCUCCACAGUUCACAUCAUUAUAAUGAAAAAUGACAAUGCAGAGGGCAUCAUUGAGUUUGAUCCGUGGUAUAUCACUCUGCAAGUGGAAGAGGAUGUUGGAAUGAUCAUGAUUCCUGUAGUGAGAAAGCGUGGAACUCAUGGCUAUGUGACAGCUGAUUUUCUCUCUCAAAGUAUUUCUGCACUUCCUAAUGGUAUUGACUACAGUGUCAAUAAUAACUCAGUCAUCUUUCAUCAUGGCCAGAACCAGAGUUUUAUCAGUGUCUCUAUUACAGAUGAUGAUGAAAGGGAGUUUGCAGAGCAGUUUGAAAUCCAGCUGAUAGGAGCCACCGGAGGAGCAGUCCUUGGGCUCCACCUAGUGAGUCAAAUCACUAUUGCUAAGAGCGACUCCCCUAAUGGACUUGUACGAUUCCUCAACCAAAGCCGAAUUAUUGUUCCAAACCCCAGUUCCUCACUGACACUGUCCUUGGUGCUGGAAAGAACUGGAGGAUUGAUAGGAGAAACUCAGAUUAAUUGGGACAUUUUAGGACCCAAUUCAGAAGAGGCAUUAUCCCCCCUGAGCAGUGACAUUGGUGACCCUGUGAAUGGAUCAUUCUAUUUUAGAGAAGGAGAAGGAGGUCUGAGAACUAUUAGUCUGAAAAUCUACCCUCAUGGAGAAGUUGAAGUUCAGGAGAUCUUCAUUAUUAGGUUGAGCCUUGUGAAAGGUGAAACAGAAAUAGACCCCAAGGCUACCAACAUUACCCUAAUAAUACAGAAGUUUGGUGAUCCCAAUGGAAUUGUGCAGUUUGCUCCUGAAUCAUUAUCUAGUAAGCACUAUGAGGAGCCAUCAGUCUUGGAAGGGCCAGAGAAUAUUACACUUUUCAUCAAACGAGUCCAAGGCACUCUGGGGAACAUAAUGGUUCACUGGAAGCUGAGUAGUGAUUCUGAUACUACAGGUGACUUCCUUGCAACAGGGGGUUCUGUCUCCAUUGCUGAAAAUCAGAGUGCAGCAGAGAUCAUUAUUCAUCUGUUACCAGAUGAUGUUCCAGAAGUAGAUGAGAAUUAUGUGGUAGAGCUGGUUUCAGUGGAAGGAGGAGCAGAUUUGGAUCAGGACAAGAGAGUUUUGAGAUUCACUGUGUUAGCAAACGAUGACCCCCAUGGAGUGUUUGCCUUGUACUCUGAUAGGCAGUCAGUAUUGAUAGAGAGAGACUUGAGCCGGCACAUUCAGAUGAAUAUAACUCGAUAUUCUGGGACAUUCGGAGAUGUGAGUGUUGAGUACCGAAUCUCAUCUCAUCAUGAAGAACCAGUAAUCACUCCUGAGAAUACAGUGGGAUGUCUGCUGGUGAAAGAUGGUGCCAGCUUUGGUGUGAAGAGAGUGCCAAUAAGCAGCCAGGUGUUUCUCUUACUGGGCUUGAAUUUCACUCUGGAACUGACCAAUGCAAGCCUGAUAAAUGGAAGUGCCAAUUAUAUGCCUAAAAUAAUAUUAGGAAGAGCAAAAUCAGCUACUCUGUCUAUUCCGGAGGAAGCUGCCAAUUCUCAGGUUGGCUUUGAGUCUCUCAUUUUACAACUUACAAACAUUAUAGAAGGGACAGGCGAAGCUGUGAUAACCAGAAAAGGAGUGUAUGGCUCUGUAACAGUUAGCUGGACUUCUGGAUACCCACUUGAUUUAAUCCCAGAGUUUGUUCAUCCAGGCAACAUUACACCUGGAUUUGGUAAUGUUACAUUUUCUUAUGGUGAACAAAACAAAGUAAUUUCAUUUCAUGUUAUUCCAAGCUUAAGUAGACGGGAGGCAUUUGCUAUCCAUCUAACAUCAGUGUACAGCAAUGUGCCUGGUGGAGCUUACCUGAGGUCAGGAUUCACAGUAGCUGAAAUUGAGCCAAUGGGUGUCUUCCAAUUUUCUCCUAACUCAAGACAUGUUUCAGUUGAAGAAGAUGUGCAGAUGAUCAGAUUGCAUGUCCAAAGAUUGUUUGGGUUCCAAAGCAACCUCACUAAAUUGACCUAUCAGACUAUUGCAGGAAGUGCCAAACCUUUAGAAGACUUUGAACCUGUUCAAAAUGGAGAGCUUGUGUUUGGACAUUUUCAGGCAGAGGCUGUAGUUGAAAUAUCAAUCGUCGAUGACACAAUUUCUGAGAUGGAUGAAGUAUUUUUUGUAAAGUUAACUUCAGUUGAAGUUUUGGCCAUUGAAAAAUUUAAUCCUAAUAGGAAUCCACGUUUGAAUCCAGAUCUUAGUGUUUCAGCAGUUACGGUAUUAGCCAAUGAUAUUGUUCACGGAAUCAUCAGUCUUGGGCCAGGAUUUAUUUAUACUGAGGAAGACACAAACAACAGUACACCCAACACAGUGAUACUUAAUAUCAGAAGAACCCAGGGCUUUGCUGGUGAUGUCAAAGUAACUGUUAAAACCUUUGGUGGAGUGAGUGCACAGAGUGGGAUCAAUGAAUUUCCUUUUGAGAAUGUGUAUGGAAAUUCUAACCUGACAUGGGCAACUGAAGGGAUGGACUUUGAGGAACAGAUUAUAUCUGUGACACUGCUGGAUAGAGAGAAAGAAAGCAAAGUGUCUAUCAGAAUUCUUGAUGAUGAUGAGCCCGAAGGGCAAGAAUUCUUCUAUGUUUUCCUCUCAGACCCUCAAGGUGGAGCUCAGAUUGUGGAGGGAAAGGAUGAAUAUGGGUUUGCAGCUUUUGCAACAAUAAUUAUCACAGGGAAUGAUCUUCAAAAUGGCAUUUUGGGAUUCAGUGCAGAGGUACAAAGUGGCCUUGUGCUUGAUGAAGAUUCUGAAAGCAGGGAGGUGCAGCUGAUAGUCACAAGGCAACCAAACAGGGCUUUUGAAGAUGUGAAGAUCUUUUGGCGGGUGACCUUUAAUAAAACAUCUGUUGUCCUUCAGAAGGAUGGAGUAAACCUCGCAAAUGAGCUGUUGGCUGUGUUAGGGGUUACCACCUGCAUGGCAGGUCAAACAAUAUGCAACAUCUCCGUUGGAAUAAAACCUGAUAAUGUACCUGAAUUUGAAACUUAUUUUUUGGUUGAGUUGUAUGAAGUAAGCUCAGGAGCAGCAUUAAACAGCAGUGCCAGAUUUGCCUACAUAACUGUUCCAGAAAAUGAUUUUCCUCGUGGCCUGCUAUAUUUUGCUGUGGGAUCUCGUCUGGCUGUGGCUAAUAAAAAGACCACUUUAAUCAGUUUGCAGGUGGUUAGAGACUCCAGUACAGCGUUAACCACCUCAGUUAGUUAUAAUAUGCAGGAGCUGAAAAGACCUGAAGCUGUUGGUCGCACCUUCAUAUCACCAGCUAUUUCAGGACAGGAUUUUGCCAGAUCUGAGGGCAUACUGACUUUUGAACCUGGACAGAGAAAUGCUGUAGUGGAUGUAACACUGACUCCAGAGAUAGGAUCCUUACAUCCAUUUCCUAAGCGUUUCCAGGUUGUGCUUUCUAACCCCACAGGGGGUGCCAGAGUAGAUGAUGCAUAUGGUAUUGCCAACAUCACAAUUGUCUCAGAUUCAGAUGCCCAAUCAGUCUGGGGGCUGGCUGACCAACUGUACCAGCCACUUGAUGAUAUCAUUUUGAACAGGGUCCUCCAGAGCUUAAAUGUCAAAAUUUCCACAGAAACUACGGAAGAACAGCUCGCUGCUGUGAUUCACAUAAUAGAUAAGGUAAUGGUUGAAGGUGAAAAACAGGUGCUCACUGAUAAAAGCCGAAAUCUUUUCUAUGAGAUACUCUGUGCUCUUGCUAGCCCAAAGCGCAAGGAUACACAGGGCUACAGUCUGCUUGCUGAAGUUACUGAGAAAUUUGCCUUUUCCCUCGCGACUGGAGUAAAAUGUGGAUCACCUGGUGAAAAAGGCAAAACCAUCCUUGACAGCUGCCCGUACAUUGCAAUAAUGGCCCACCACUGGUAUCCUCAGCAAAUCAAUGGACACAAAUUUGAUGGAAAAGAUGGGGAUUCAAUCAGAUUUCCUGAGCGCUUGUUAGAGGUCUCCAUUGCCUCCUCCCCUCCUAGAGAUGAGAACUGUAAAUUUGUACAGUUUACAGAAUACAGCAGCCAACAAUGGUUUAUAACUGGUGAUAAAAGAACUGCUCUAAAAAACAAGAUUUUUUCAAUGAGUUUGAAGGGUCAGAGUUCAUAUCCACUGAAAGACAACAAUGAAGUUAUCUACCGGAUUUAUUCUGCAGACAGUCGGAUUGUUCCACAUAAAUCUCUGUGCCUCCUUUGGAAUCAGGCUGCAGAAAGCUGGUUGUCUGAUAGUCAGUUCUGCAAAGUGGUUGAUGAUACUUCAGACUACAUACAAUGCUCCUGUUCUCACAUGUCCAUUUACGCUGUGUAUGCCCAGACAGACAACUUGUCCUCAUACAAUGAAGCUUUUUUCUCUUCUGGAUUCAUCUGUAUUUCAGGUUUCACUUUGGCAAUUCUUUCACAUCUUUUCUGUGCCAGGUGUUCCAUGUUUGCAGCUAAACUUCUUACUCAUAUGAUGGUUGCCUCUUUGGGUUCUCAGAUUUCGUUUCUUGCCUCAGCUUACAUAAGUCAAGAGCUCUCAGAGGAAAGCUGCUCUGCCCUGGGAUCUAUUACACAUUACCUUUACCUUUGCCAGUUUAGCUGGAUGCUCGUUCAGGCUAUUAAUUUCUGGUAUGUCCUGGUGAUGAAUGAUGAACACACACAGCGGCGCUAUCUGCUUUUCUUCCUUUUGAGUUGGGGACUUCCAGCUUUCGUUGUGAUUCUGCUAUUAAUUAUCCUGCGAGGGGUCUAUCAUCAGAGCAUGGCACAGAUAUAUGGCCUGGUCUAUGGCGAUCUAUGCUUUAUUCCAAAUGUCUAUGCUGCCCUCUUCACUGCUGCUCUCGUACCAUUAAUGUGCCUGGUGGUGGUAUUUGUGGUAUUCAUUCAUGCCUACCAAGUGACUCCCCAGUGGAAAGCAUAUGAUGAUAUUUUCAGAGGAAGAACCAAUGCUGCAGAGAUCCCACUGGUCUUAUACCUGUUUGCCCUGAUUUCCAUUACAUGGCUUUGGGGAGGACUGCACAUGGCUUACAGGCACCUCUGGAUGUUAGUCUUCUUUGUUAUCUUCAACAGCCUGCAGGGUCUUUACGUCUUUGUGGUGUAUUUUAUCCUACACAACCAGCUUUGUUGCCCUGUGAAAGCAAGUUACACCAUAGAUAUGAAUGGACAUACAAGCCCAGGCUCCGCCUUCUUCACACAUGGCAGUGGGAUGCCCCCAGCAGGAGGAGAGAUCAGCAAGUCUACUCAGAACCUGAUCAGUGCUAUAGAAGAGGUGCCAGCAGACUGGGAGAGGGCAUCCUUGCGGCCAGCUAGUCAGGCCAGUGCUGCUUUUAAGCAGAGCCCGCAAAAUGGGCAUGCCUUCAACACUUCUGGAGGAUUUAGUAACAGCUCAUUGGUGUCUGACGAGGAAUCACAAGAGUUUGAUGACUUAAUAUUUGCUUUAAAAACUGGUGCAGGCCUCAAUAUCAGUGAUAAUGAUUCCUACCAUGGCAGCCAGGAUGGAGGCAGCAUGGCUAACUCCCAGAUUGUAGAACUUAGAAGAAUACCCAUAGCAGACACUCACCUCUAACACCAUUUGUUGUUUUUUU
Messenger RNA from Chelonia mydas (Green sea turtle), 13580 nucleotides. RefSeq names its product adhesion G-protein coupled receptor V1. The coding region runs from base 23 to 13561 and encodes 4512 amino acids. NCBI's taxonomy places the organism in Eukaryota, Metazoa, Chordata, Testudines, Cheloniidae. Gene Ontology annotation, cellular component: membrane. Gene Ontology annotation, molecular function: G protein-coupled receptor activity. Gene Ontology annotation, biological process: cell surface receptor signaling pathway; negative regulation of adenylate cyclase activity; cell communication. The record is from RefSeq and is a predicted model, not a curated record. The transcript has 68 exons.